AUGGCAACUGCAAUUAAUCGCUUGGAGUCCCAAAUUUUUGAAAAAUUGCCAUCGCAAUCCGAGACAAACCCCAAAAAUGUGAAUGCCAUGACACUGAGGAGUGGCAAGGAAGUGAAGGGGCCCAAGGCUAUGAACCUGAAGAGUAAAAGUAAAAAUGAGAUCGAAAAGAAGAUUGAAGAAGGACACAUUCGUGGAGAUCCCGAGGUAACUGUUACUCCAUCAAUAGCCAUUAAAUCUAAUUUACCUCCUUUUCCAUGCAGGUUAGAGAAGACAAAGAAGGCGGAGAAAGAGAAAGAGAUCCUGGACGUAUUCUGUAAAGUGAAAAUCAACAUCCCCUCACUGGAUGCAAUUAAACAAGUACCAAAGUACGCAAAAUUUCUUAAGAAUUUAUACACCCAUAAGAGGAAGUUGAGAGGGGAUGAAAGAGUAGUGGUGGGAGAAAACGUAUCGGCCAUACUUCAAAGAAAGCUCCCACCCAAGUAUGGAGAUCUAGAUAUAUUCACGAUCUCUUGCAAAAUAAAAAAUACACCAAUUAGGAAAGCAAUGUUAGAUUUAGGGGCAUCAAUCAACGUAAUGCCAAAAACCAUUUAUACUUCUCUGAAUCUUGGGCCACUGAAAGAAACAGCCAUCAUAAUCCAACUAACUGACCGCACCAAUGCUUAUUCAGAGGGGCUAGUGGAAGAUGUCUUGGUUCAGGUAAAUGAGUUAGUUUUCCUAACAGAUUUGUAUAUUCUAGAUAUGGGAGAUGAGAAGUUGAUAAAUCCGUCACCUAUUCUGUUAGGUAGACCGUUUUUUAGCACUGCUAGGACUAAAAUAGAUGUGAAUGAGGGUACUUUAUCAAUGGAGUUUGAUGGUGAAACUGUAAAUUUGAAUAUAUUUGAGACGAUGAAAUAUCCAGAGGAAUCUAACUCAAUCUUUGUUUUGAGUGUUAUUGAGUCCCUUGUACAUGAAACUUUCGAAUUGGAUGGUGAAGACACAUUUGAAGUGGCCUUGACCAAAUAUCUUGAAUUGGGAGUAACCCUUAAUGUGGACAUAAGGGAUAAGUUGUACCGUGCAGUUGAAGCAUUACAUUCACUUCCAACCAUUCCUCUAAGGUAUGAGCUUACUUCUUUGUUUGUGCCAGAAACUCAGACAAAGCUGUUGCCUUCAGUUGUGCAGGCACCGGAAUUAGAGUUUAAACCUCUCCCGAGACAUAUGAAGUACGCGUUCCUGGGAGACCGAGAAACACUUUCGCUAAUCAUUUCUGCAUACUUAUCUCCAAGCCAAGAGGACAGACUAGUGCGAGUCCUUAAGGAUCAUAAGGAGGCAAUUGGGUGGAGCAUAACAAAUAUCAAAGGAAUAAGCUUGUCCUUAUGCAUGCACCGGACACGGAUCGAGGAUGAUGCGAAGCCGGAAAGACAGGCGCAGCGGAGGUUGAAUCCACUAAUUAUGUAA
Coffea eugenioides is the source of this 1434-nucleotide messenger RNA. RefSeq lists its product as uncharacterized. Bases 1 to 1434 code for a protein of 477 amino acids. The record is from RefSeq and is a predicted model, not a curated record. Lineage: Eukaryota; Viridiplantae; Streptophyta; Magnoliopsida; Gentianales; Rubiaceae. The transcript has a single exon.